Molecule: messenger RNA, 6217 nt
Organism: Manihot esculenta (cassava)
Lineage: Eukaryota; Viridiplantae; Streptophyta; Magnoliopsida; Malpighiales; Euphorbiaceae
Product: KH domain-containing protein HEN4
Exons: 7
Coding region: 258-2423 (721 amino acids)
Biological process (GO): regulation of gene expression
Cellular component (GO): nucleus; cytoplasm
Molecular function (GO): mRNA binding
Source: RefSeq, a predicted model, not a curated record
UCGAAACUCACACUUCGCUAGUCACCAAACCCCACGCACCCUCGGCGCACUUUCGCACCGUUGCCUCUGGAAUCUUCGUUGCCCUAUUCUCUUCCACAUCCUUCUUCUCUCUCUCUCUCUUCGGCUCUUCCGCGGCGUAACCCCUACCGCGGUCCACGCAGAGAAGACGAAGAAACACAUCUUCGCACGCACUUGAACUAUACAUAUAUAUAUCUAUAAAUCUUACCAUUUUCCUCUGAAUUUAUUCUCCGGUGAUUAUGGGCAGUACCUUCCUCUCCCCUCCGUCGAAACGCCCUAUACAGUACGUUACUAUGGCUGACUCCACCUCUGUCAAUGGGUCUUCCAAAAAGCGAUCUAAACCACCUCCACCUCCCUUGCCGGUUCCUCCGGGUCACGUCUCCUUCCGCCUCCUCUGCCAUGCCUCCCGCAUCGGUGGUGUUAUUGGGAAGUCCGGCAACGUAAUUAAGCAGCUUCAGCAGCUGACGGGUGCUAAGAUCCGUAUUGAGGAUGCCCCUGCUGAUUCACCUGAUCGUGUUAUUACCAUUAUUGCGCAGAAUGCUAUUGUUUCGAAACUGUCGGUUUCUAGUGAGAAUGAUGGGAGUGAUGGUGCCGUUAGUAAUGUGGAUGUUGGUGAGCAGGAGGAGCUUGAUGUGUCCAAGGCGCAGGAGGCUUUGGUUAAGGUUUUUGAGAGGAUUUUGGAGGUGGCGGCGGAGAGUGAUGGGAUUGGUGUAGUGGGUGGCGUGGUUUCGUGUAGACUGUUGGCUGAGGCUAAACAGGUAGGGUCGGUUAUUGGGAAAGGAGGGAAGGUUGUUGAGAAGAUAAGGAAAGAUUGUGGAGUUAAAAUUAGGGUUUUGAUCGAUAAGCUGCCUGUCUGUGCUUGGCCAACGGAGGAGAUGGUCGAGAUUGAGGGUGAUGUUUUGGCUGUAAAGAAAGCUCUUGUUGCAGUUUCUCGCUGCCUUCAAGAUUGUCAACCAGUUGAUAAAACAAGGAUGAUCAGCCGCAAACCUGCUGAGGCAAUUCCUGCUGAACCUGCACCUGGGGGACGUGUAGAUUUUCUUUCACAGCAUAAUUUGGUGCCACCUACUAUGCCAAGUAGCACUACUAGUUAUGCUUCAGGGUCUCUGUCUUUGUCAUUGAAGUCUGACCGACUGCCCUCCCUGGAUGCAAAUUCACUACAACAGGAAGUGGUUUUUAGAAUUCUUUGUUCCAAUGAUAGGGUUGGGGGGGUUAUUGGAAAGGGAGGCACCAUUAUAAAGGCUCUGCAGAAUGAAACAGGUGCUUCUAUUACCAUUGGAGCUACUGUAGCUGAGUGUGAUGAACGACUGAUUACUGUUGCUGCACUAGAGAAUCCAGAGUCUCGGUAUUCAGCAGCACAAAAGACUGUUGUUCUUGUUUUCUCCAGGUCUGUUGAGGCUGGUAUUGAGAAUGGCCUAGAUUCAAGCUCUGGUGAGGGGUUCCCUGUUAGUGCUAGAUUUGUAGUACCAUCGAACCAUGUUGGUUGUUUGUUGGGAAAAGGAGGCAUUAUAAUAUCUGAAAUGCGGAUGACAACUGGUACUAGCAUAAGAGUUUUAGGAGGAGAUCAGGUUCCUAAGUGUGUGCCAGAGAAUGAUCAAGUGGUGCAGAUUUCAGGAGAGCUUAUUAACGUGAAAGAUGCAAUAUACCAUGUAACUGGCAGACUCCGAGAUAACCUUUUCUCCAGUACAUUGAGUACUCCUGGAACGAGGAGCUCCUCUGUAAUAACUGAGGCUAUUCCCUAUGGAAGGCUGAGGGAGCCGUUGAGAGAUACAGUAAGGGAUGUGUUGAGGGAUCCAUUGAGAGAUCCCUUGGGGGAUUCAUUUAGGGAUCCAUCAAGGGAUACGCUGGGGCUUCCAACAAGGGAUACCUUGAGGGAUCCAUUAAGGGAUACGUUGAGGGAUCCAUUGAGGGGCACACUGAAGGAGCAGCUGAGGGGUCCUGCCCCUGUUAAUUUGCAUUCAUCUAUUGGUCUUUCUCAUAGUCUGAGUCGACACACUAACAUUUCUCAAAGUAUGGAUCAUCUUGGACUUUCCCAUAGUUUAGAUCGCCCUCCUUCACCAAGGCUAUGGGCAUCACAGACAAUAGCUGGAGUAAAUCCAAGGGCCAUUCCAGAUACAAGUAGAGGAUCGGCUUCUUUUAGAGGUGGCUUAGAACUUGGCAGUGGAAGCAAGUCUGCUUUUGUGACAAAUACAACUGUGGAGAUUGUAGUCCCGGAAAAUGUUAUUGGCGCUGUAUAUGGGGAGAAUGGUAGCAAUCUGGCUCGUUUACGACAGAUCUCAGGUGCCAAGGUUAUAUUGCAUGAACCUCGUCUAGGAACAAGUGACAGGAUUGUUGUUAUAUCUGGGACACCUGAUGAAACCCAAGCUGCUCAAAGUCUCCUUCAAGCAUUUAUCCUCACUGGCCAAUGAUGAUAAAAAAAAAUGCUUGGUUAUGAUUCAUUAGUUUCACAAAAAAAGAAAGAAAAUUUCCAUUAGCGGUCUGUUUCGGCUGGUUUUCUUUUGACAAAACUGUGUACACUAAUCCUGUCCUAGUUAGCCCUAGUUAUUCAUUUAUGUUGUCUUAGUGAUGGAACAUCUCUUGUUUCUGGUACUUGAUGCAACUUCUCAUAACCAUUUACUGUGACCUGGCCAUGGCUCUGGCAACUUUCCCUGGUUUGACAAAAGCUGCAAUGCUAAAGAACGUGCUUCUGUUAAUACUUCAUAAUCUUUCUGCCCAUUUCAUUGAGAAAACAUUGAAUUCAAAUAGAUUUACAGUUUUACAUAUGAAAUGUACAGUGAAGCAUUGACCGUCUCAAGGACAAAAUGAACAAAUACCAUAAUUCAACAGACCGUCAAUAAUAUCAACACACUACUUUGUUUCAUCAAUAGUGCAAAUUUCUUCGAGUCUAUACAAGGUAAUAUAAUCAGUUGAUUCAUGUAACAACUACAUUUCCAAUUUGUUUCAGCUAAGAUACGACUACCAGAAAGAGUACAGAAACAGAAGCGAUGGUAAAAAAUAAGGAAUGUACAUUUGUCUAGGUGUACAUACCGUUCACAAGGUAUUGAGAUGGCAUCUUAAGUGGUUGAUUAUGAUAACACUUAAAAGGUUUCACAAGAAAAACAAAGCACAUUGAUGGAACAAAAUUUUAAAGUUUAAUUAUUUUUUAUGUGCAAAUUGAAAUUAGAUAACGAUAUUCAAAUUCAUUGUCAAGUUCAAUUCAAAGAAUAGAACUAAAUAAAUUUAAUUAUAUGUAGUCCUAAAUGUUAUAUUUUUUAUUAUACUUAAGCUCUUGAAUUACAACUAUGGUUGCACAAGUUCUGAAGGUGCAAGAAUGCAAGUGUUCUUCACAUGAAAAUUAAUGGAGAUUAUAGUAAUUAACCAUUCUAAAUCACGCAAUGCAAUCAUACAACCUCAUGGAUGACAGAAUUUGAUCUGGUGGAAGUAAAACAGCAUCACUUAAAAUUCUUAGAAUUCUUUAAAAAUAAAGGGAAAAUUUCUUGGAACCAAAUUCCUUACUGUUCCUGAUUCAGGCUGGACAUGACUUGAGACUGAGAUCUUGGAACUUUAGCUUCUUGCUGCUCUUAGCUCCUACCAGAGCUGCAUAUUGGUUCCACGUUUUAAAUUGCAAGCCAAACUCCUGCGACUGUGAGAUGGAAAACAAAACCCUUUGUCCUAUAUGUGUAACUGCUUGACAUGAAGAAAUCUUCUCAAAAUUGGGGAUUCAAAAUAGGCAAACAAGGCAAGUCACCUCACAAGCGUUCUCCAAACACAUUUGCCUAGCUAACGUUUCAUUUGGUAGUAUCAGAGAAGCACCGACACUUAGAAUUGUUCAGAAUUUCCAAGUACAACAAAUAAAUAGAAUACAAUCGAGUCUCUUGAUAGUGGUCAAACAUUUAUUAUCCAGUGGAACCUCGACAUAUCCAAAGUGCCAGAUUAGAAGACAGAAAUAAAUUGGAUAGCCAUAUAAUUUGUCUGCUUCGAGUUAAUCAUCUUUUAGUGUUGACAAGGCGUAUAGAGCAAUGGAGUAAAGAAGCCGUUUCAAUUCUGUGUCAAAUCUUUAUCCAUCUUUGAAGCAAUCUCUAUUUUGUUAACGAUGGACUAGAAACUAUCUAUCAAGUCACCUGAAUUUCCUGGAUACAUCAUAUAUGCUUAUUACCUACAAUUCUUGAUCAAACAAUUAAAGUUCUGAAACUACAUGAGGAUUUUGAGACCCAAACGAAUGACCAAGCAUUAUUGGUCAGUUGUCAAGGAAAAAGCCUUGAGAUAACUGUCUUCUACAAUGUGAACAUUGCUUUUCCAAUGACUUGUAAUGAAUUGUAGAAAGGUCAUUUUAUGGCUAAACUAACAAACAUAUAAAAUGGGCAAGAAAUUAGUGACACCUUGGAAAGCUCAGCAAGUGAAAUAAAUGUCAACCCACAUUUUAAUAGGGAAUUCUGGAACUCAAUCAUGAAUAAACAAGGCACUUUUUUCCUAAGAAACAUCCUGAAGGUUUGAAUUAUAAAUUAUGAAUUCUACAUAAUCUGUACAUAGUAAUUUUCCUCUUCAUAAAAGUACAAACAAAUGUAGCACUGGCAACGGGAGAAAGGACCACAGUCUUCAAAUGGCUUGUAGAUAGCAUUAUUUUCACUGUUACAGCAUGUUCUGUUUGUCUUGAAAAUGGAUGUCUAGUUUUCAAGAGCUUUAUCCAAAUUUAACUUCAAAUAAUUAAAUAUAUUUAACGAUACCUUUUAUAAAAAUCAUACUUAAAACAGGAAAUUAUUCAGCAUCAAUUUCAAAUUAUACAAGUAUAAAGAUAUCGUGAUAAAAAAAAUUAAUUAUAUUUGUAGAAUUUUAUUCAAUUCCUAAUUCUAUAAUCCACCAAAAUUUACUGUGAUUUGGGACUCCCAAAACUUUUUUUUAUAUGGGGAUCAUAAUGUCCUUUUUAGUGACACCUUCCUCUCAGAAGCUUCUAAUAGCUAUUCCUUAAAUAUUGUGCAACUUCUGCUUUCAUUAGAUUGAACCUGUAUUAUUCUCACCCUUUCUUGUUCCUCUCUGUGCUACUAUUCUAAUGCAUCAGAAAUUUGUCUGGUUGUCGAAUGACUGUUAAACAAGCAUGACAUGCCACUUUAUUUUCUCUUUGAUUUGCAUUGUCUGGUCAAGGUGCAGCAUGCUCAUGCAAAUUCUUCCAAGGUCAGUUAAUUUUUAUUGGUUACGAUAUGAAGUGCAAACUUAAAAGAUCUCAAAGUUCUUAUAUUUAAAACCAACUAAAAUUGGGGCAAGACAGCAGGGAAGGAUAUCCUAAAUAAGGUGCGAAAUCACAAACUAUGAAUUGUUUUCUGAUUUUUAACCACUUCUUAAGGGAUUAUGGUAGAGGAUAUAUGGAGGAUGAUUUUAGUAGGGAGGGUUUAUAUGGAGGACUGUUAUGGGCCUUAUUUGGCUAAAUAUGGCUUAGAUUAUCUGGAAGGAUGACUGAGAAGUGAGAGGAAGAGUGGAGCAGAUGGCAAGGAGGCAAUGGAUAUUUACUAGAAAUGAGUAGGAGGUUCCUUCUCUUUUCAUGUGUGUUGAUUGGUGGUAAUGUUGAUUCUCUUUUUUCUUUUGUUGUGAUGACUGUGAGCUGUUUCUCUCUCCCUGAGACUACCUUCCUAACCUGUUUGUGCCAGCAAGGAAGGAUGCUUUGAUGAGUCCUUGUUUGCAGAUAUCUUUGAGAAGGUUGAUCUUAGAUUGUACCCCUUGUGAAGGAAACCCAACAUGGGGAGGUAGAUAUCUUCUCUACUUGUGGGUCAGGAUAAGAAUAGGAGAUAAAUGUAGGUUUAACAUGCAAGUGCCAAUCUUGGAAUAUUGGUAGAGACUAGGGAGAUUGUGAAGGGGAACUAGAGAGAAGUAAAGGAAGAUGCCUAUACCUUCCAAAGAUACCUACCUAACUAGCUAAGGAUUUUGACAACAACAACUUCUAGAGGGGAAGAGGACCCUUGCAGAAGUGACACCGGAACAGACAUCACUUCUACUACAAUGAGGCAGUUUCAUUUAUAGAAAUGUCCCAAAGCAAGCUCAAUACAACAAAAGAUUUCUGGUUGGAGAACUGUAGGCUCAGUCGAUGCUUUCACUGCGUUUGAAGAUUCAAAUCUCUGUACUCCUGCAGAUGGCUCGUUUAAGAACCAAAGUUUUUGUUACAAUGGACAGUUUCAAUUGAUUCUAUUGAUGUAUAUUUUGUUGAUUCCUCCUGUAAAUAAUCAACUUUUGUACA